Macrobrachium nipponense is the source of this 2488-nucleotide messenger RNA. RefSeq lists its product as uncharacterized. The coding region runs from base 126 to 821 and encodes 231 amino acids. Lineage: Eukaryota; Metazoa; Arthropoda; Malacostraca; Decapoda; Palaemonidae. The record is from RefSeq and is a predicted model, not a curated record. The transcript is spliced from 3 exons.
UAGCAUUAGCACUCUUAGUGGCGAAAGACCUCUGUCAAUCUGCUGUUAUCAUCGUUAAAGACUCCUUCCAAAAGAAAAUCUAUAAUAGCCCCAUCGCAUCAUUAUCUCUAGGUUGCACCGUGAAGAUGAAAACCAAAGCAUUUCCUUUGAUGGGAAUUAUUGUAGUGAUGAUGGGUUGCAGAAUUCAAGGUCAGUUCGUACCGGGUGAAAAUUGCAAGCAAUCAACUUUCGAAGUCAAUUGCACGUGCGGAGGAGAGAAGACGAUCUUAUCCUACGACACCUUGAAUAUCAACGAAAACGCGUUCGACCUCCGCAUCGAGAAAUGCACGGGCACGCUCAACGUCGAGGACGAAGUGCUGACCUAUUUCACCCACCUGCGGAAGAUCGUCUUCAACGACAUCGAGAGGCUGGUCGUCCGCACGGGGGCCCUGGACCUGCACCACGGACUGGUGGAAUUCCAUAACGUCAGGAACGUCGUGCUCUUCGAGGGUUCCCUCAUCGUUCCAGGUAACAGCAUCACCAACGUCACCGUGGUCGACAGCGGCUUGAUUCUGAACGCUUCGGAGGUCUGGUCGGGUUCUCGAAGGCACGUCGGAGAGGCGGUGUUUAGGUGUCACUGUCGGCAUAUGUAUUACGGAUUUGACAAUCCAGGAGUGGACAUCAUGAGGGAGGCGGUGCGGUGCAGUGCGGAGGAUCGGAGGGUCAGGGAAGACAAUUGUGAAGGAGCACCUAGGCCUACUAGGUUUAACUCGGCGCAGUCUCUCCUCCUCCCGUCUCUGUUUUCCAUAAGCGUUUUCGCCAUCUUCUGCUUACUUCUGUAAUUCGGAUGAGUUUGUGAUCGAGGGGAAUCUAGUUAACAGUGUUGCCGUUUUGAGGAAUUUCAUCUACUAGUGUGGCUUUCUAAUGACAUCUGGCAAUCCUCCUUGGAUAUUCUGACCACAGCCACGACGCCAAGGAAUAAAAUUCUUCCCUGCCUUCUAAAUAUAUUGUGAAAAUAUGGAAUUAUUUAUAUAAUCCAUUUUAGGAUCUAAUUUGAAAUAGCAAAUUAGUUUACCGUAAACAUUUUCUUUCAAAAGACAACGUCAAAAUGAAAACUAUUUAAAGUAAAUUAGUCUACCAUAAACUACGAUUUCUUUGAAAAUCGGAAGAACUGCAUAUGGUAACACUGCUAAAAGCCAAUGUUGUGAAAAAAAAAAAAACGGCAACGCUGAAUUCUAGUAUCGAGGUAGAUGAGUCCUUCCUAAGACUGACAGAUGGCAGUGUAAACCCGAUGAGAGAUUCUGACUGAAUCAUGAGAAACAUUACUAAAGGCGCUUCAAGAGUUGAGUCCGGUUUGGUCUUGUGACAAAACGGACCUUUGCCAAAAAGUGGCAAAGUGUUGAAAGGUUUGAGAGGCCUGGUGUAGACCUCUGGACAGAGAAAACCAACAGAGGCGGCUGAAGAGUUAAGGAAGUGGCUAAAAUGCAUUAUUAGUUACUACAGUUGCUCCACAUCUCGUGUAAUGGAGAGAGAGAGAGAGAGAGAGAGAGAGAGAGAGAGAGAGAGAGAGAGAGAGAAUGGAAAUGUGGCGAAAACAGACUUACUUUCCCCUUGUUAUUAUUUGAAUUUUCAUGUAAAAAUGUCAAUUUUUACGUGUUUUAUUUGAAACAAAAAUUUUUACAUUUUACUCUUGUGUGUUGGAAAAAAUUUACGUAAAUGCCAUUCAGGCUAAUCUGCAAUAAACUGUUUUCUAAUCUUGCUUUAGUUUUUGCAGUGAUCUUACCUAAUAUCAACUCAACUUUGAACUUCUCGUAUUGCGAACAGAAUCAAUUGUUCCUACAUCAAAAUUAAAGUGGAAAGUGGCUCAGAUCUGUGGCUGUAGUCCGUUUUGCAUGAACUGAUUUCUAAAUCAGAAUCAGUCCAUUCUAUUUUAUCACUUAUAUUAUCAAAAUUUACCAACAAAGUUAUUGAAACAUUUUAGCAAAAUAAAGCAAUUUCAUAAAUUAGCAUAAUUUACCAUCAGUUGUGGAAGCUUUUUCGCUAUAUAAAGCAAUUUCAAAAUACUUAACCUUUUAUAUCAAUACUUGAGUCCUCUUAAGGAAUUACUUCAUUCUGUAUACUUGAUAUCUCAUUUCUUAGGUAAGAUUCAACAUUUAUCUUAGCAUUUCAAGUUACAUUUCUCGUUAUUUUGAUGUUUUGUAUAGAGAUAUUAUAGUUUUUUUUCUAAAGUUCAAUAUUAAUCAAUAGUGUGCUGCUUUUCCUGUCUCUACUGAGAUAUAAACAUUGUUAAUUUAUUCUGCUAGACUGUAAUUACAAUAGUGUUCUUGCAUUUUUGCAUAACACUGACUUUUAUUAUCAUUGUAUCAUGUAUUUUGCAACUGCGUUAAAACUAACUGCCAUUGCAUUUUUUAAUUUGCUAUAAUGCUAUCCUUUAAUUUCUAACGAAAUAUCUAAACUUCUAAUUAUGCGUCAUUUACUUUCUGACAAAAAAUAAAAAUAAAAUAAUUUU